This is a messenger RNA of Coprinopsis cinerea okayama7#130, 360 nucleotides long. RefSeq lists its product as hypothetical. The transcript has 3 exons. Bases 1 to 360 code for a protein of 119 amino acids. Lineage: Eukaryota; Fungi; Basidiomycota; Agaricomycetes; Agaricales; Psathyrellaceae. The record is from RefSeq and is a predicted model, not a curated record.
AUGGAGCUGGGUGAAGACAUGGGUUCGUAUGAGUGGGAAACGGCGCUCAAACAUCUGGUGAAGGUAUUCGUGAAGAAGCGCCCUGGAAGGGCGAGGGAAGCGUAUCUGGGGAGGGAUCUCGUCUUCUGGAUUGAUGCAUUGUCGUGGAAGGAGUGCGGGUAUCGCGAGGAGUGGAAGGACUGGCUGGAUCAACUGCGUUCUGUCAAUCUUUCAGGUGAAAUGAAGCAUGCACGCCCUUUUGUCUCACAUCCGCAAGUGGUCACGGUGUUUUUGGCAUUAUGUUUGGUACAUGAAGGAAAUGUAACCGAAGAAAAGACUACCUUUUCCCUUAAGAGUUUUGUCUUCUAUGCUGAAACUUGA